GCGGAGUUUUGGCGCGCUUUCCAUCAGUUGAAGGAAACUUUCCCGCGCGUUACAUCGUGACAGUGACGUACCGAAGUUAUGAGUGUGUAACGAGGUUGCUGUUUCGAGUUCUUCUGCUGAAAUCUAAGAUCAUACAACAAUGGGUGCCCCACGAGCCUGUUUAAUCUUCAUCACCCUGCAUCUGGUCUCCUACGUGUACGCACAGGAGGUGUCCAAGCGAGUGCCGCAAGGCUUCCUUGGCAUGCGCGGCAAAAAGUACUUCGAAGAAGACGGCACCGAACAGUUCUACAAGCGAAGACCCCAAUUCUUCGUCGGCGUUAAAGGGAAAAAGAGCCUUCAUGACAUCCUCGAAACACCCGAGGCAUACUACAAGAGAGCACCAAUGGGCUUCAUGGGAAUGAGAGGCAAAAAAGACCUGAAUUUCCCCGACAUCUCAAGCACUGAGAUGCUGAAAAGAGACGGCUCUCUAAUCGGCCAGAUAGACUACUCCUCAAAUGAACCAACUACAAAUGACCCCGACUUUCCCUUACUCAACGAACUGCUGAUGCAUUACUUGUCUCAAGUCAAUCUCGGCAAAACCGAUAUGUUAUCAGACAGCAUGAUGUCCGAAGCUGACCCCGGCUCCAAUGAUAUUGAGAAACGUGCUGCUAACAUGCAUCAGUUUUACGGAGUCCGUGGUAAGAAAUCCUUGAACAACAAGCGACCUUAUGACCUGACCUUUCGAGGCAAAUUCAUCGGUGUGAGGGGCAAAAAGGACGUGAAAAACAGCGGCCCGCAUGAAAUUAAGUUUUUGGUGGACCAGAACGGACCCCUGCCUAAGAGAAAGGCUCAGAUGGGCUUCUUCGGUAUGCGAGGCAAGAAGUGGACUGAUGAGUCCAGCCUGGAAAUGGAUAUGCCAAACUAAGUGUCUUUAAAAAUUAUUGAUUAUAACAAAAACUAUUAUAUAAUAAUACACAUUAAAUGCUACCUAUUUCUUGGGAAAGACUUGCCGUUUCAACAUAUCCUAUAUGAAUUAAGAAUUAUUGCCAAUAAAUAAUGAGGCUUAUUUUAGCGUUGUUUUCACAGUUAAGAGAUUCUAGUCAGUAAAUUAUAUGUAUUGAAUUGUACCUACUUAAAUAUAUCAAAAUUAACUUUUUUGUAAAUUAUUAUUUAAGCAUAUCUUUUUAAGACAUAUUUCAUCAAUAUUUUUGCAGGCUUUAUGUAUUUCAAAUUGCGUAUUUUUAUUGCAUAUAUUACUUAUGUAUAAUAAUUUAAGUACAAAACGAUUGAAAAAUCACUUUUUAUUUUUUAAUACCUUUAUUUCUAUUUCAAGGUAAAUAAUACUUGAACUGUCGACGACUCUCUAUGUGCUUAUGUACACGAUUAUUUAUUGUUAUUAAUACUUAUAACAAAAAAUAUAAAUUAUGACAAAGGUAUAACAAGAUGUUUAUUUAACAGACAUUGUUUCUGUCUGGGUAACUUUAUAAAAGCGAACUGUUGAAAUAUGUUUUUAAAAAAGAAACUUAACUUUCCUACAUAUAGUAAAUUGUUGUAACUCUUAAUAUAACGACUAGAAACAAUUUUAUUUAUAUUUUUAUCGAUGUCGGAUCAGAAUGUAUUUCCUAAUAAUUGUUAAAACAAUAUAAAAAAUUAAAAUGAAUUAGUAGAUAGCUCGCAACGAGUAUUUUCAAUUAUAAAUAAUAAAUGUAGAUUAUAUUCGUAACUGUAAUUAAUAAUAUAUCUCUUUAAAAUAAACUUUAGGUUUAUAUUUAUAUCUAUGACCUUUAUUUUUUUCUGAAUAAGUAUAACUUUUUUUUAACACUGUCUUCACCAGAUAGGUACAUUAUUUAUUUAUUUAUUAAUACAUUUUUGGUGAGCUGAUUUCAAUGUUUAUUUUUUUAUAAUUUAUAAGUAGAUUCAAUUUAUUUCUACAGUAUUCUGGAAAUUAUAUAGGUAUUGGUAGUUUAUUAUAAAAUUGUAUUACUAUUUAUUGUUUAUGUCAAAAAAUAAUUUAAAUAAAAAUGCCUAUUAUUGUUAUUAGAUGCAGUUAACUGUUAAUUUAAUAAUUAGAAUGUUUGUAAAAAAUAAAGUACCUAUGUUUACUGUCUUCACAUUUUGUAAGGGCUGGCAAAAUGUAAAACUGUAUUAUAACAAUAGUAAAAAAUUAAUAUACGCAGUUGUCAAUUUUAA
This is a messenger RNA of Helicoverpa zea (corn earworm), 2169 nucleotides long. RefSeq names its product tachykinins-like (gene Tk). Bases 140 to 904 code for a protein of 254 amino acids. The record is from RefSeq and is a predicted model, not a curated record. The transcript is spliced from 3 exons. NCBI's taxonomy places the organism in Eukaryota, Metazoa, Arthropoda, Insecta, Lepidoptera, Noctuidae.